AACACAAUAUAGCAUGUCGUCUACGCUGAAGAUUGCCAGCCAAAACGGCGGCAUGUACGUCAAAACAUCGGAGAUUUCGGGGAAGGCAGGUCCCUGCUAUGGGGGCUUCAUGUCGCCCCCGCUAAGUGCGAAUAUGUGCUCGGCAGCUGGAGCAGAUCGACAGACUUUCCGAGUGCCGGCCAAAGUUGAACCAGAAACCGCACAUAACAACUUCGUGUCCGGUGACUUGCAAUUCCCAGACUUUUCGCACCUUUGCUUUGCCGCCGAGACCCCCAACUCGGUGUUCAGCGAUUGCAACAACUACGCCGGACAGGAUCAGCAGCAGGACUCGGAUCAGGAUGAUAUAGUGUGUGCGGCAGCGGGCAACACCGGUAUUCUACCCUAUCAACAAGGCCAGUAUACGCAGCUUAACCGCGAGGACAUCUUCCGCUUCGAGCCGGAGGAUAUAGCACGUCUUACUGGAGACUCCGCCGAUUUUAACGGAAUGCCGCCACCAACUCCAUACACCCCCUACACCCCAUAUACGCCGUGCAGCGCCCAAAAUACGCAGCUACCCGUACAAGCUACCUGCGCCGAGUCUAUUAAUCUGGAUAUUGAUUACUUUAAUUAUGAUGAGAUUAAUUGCCAAUCAAAAAACCAAUCUCCGUGCUCAUCACCGCAUCUGGAUGCCUGGCUGAACUUCAAUCUCGGCGAGAUUGGAACAUCGGCUGACGGAGGUGCAUCGCCAAAACUGGGCAACGUUUUCGAGGAAGAAAUCAUCAAGCAGGAGCAAUCGCCCACGCAGAAAUUGCCGUCGAUGAACUCUACCUUUGGCACCCCCAAAUGCAUUCCGAUGUGCGCGGGCAAUUACGGGGACUACUCGAAUAUUUACCAGGGACCUUCAUAUCCUGCCGAGAAUUACCAGCAUAAUUUGGCUCAAGCUAUUGAAAAGCCAAAUCGUGAACACAAGGACAUCUGGACUAUAGAUGAGCUGGACGAAUUGAUGCUGGGUGAGCAGCAACAGGAGCAACAUCAACAACAGCAUCUGUCUUCACAAAUCACACAACAACCUGAUCUAGUUGAUUAUUAUCCAGAGGAUCAUAUCAAGGCAGAGGAAUUUCGCAAUCUGGACAGUGAUUUUGAAGAAAACUUUGACGACGAGGAUGAUGAGGUCUUCUCCCUUCCGGCGGAAAACGAAACUAAACCUGAUUCCACCUGCUGCGACCCAGAGGCUGAAACAGAGGCUGUACCACUGAUUUGCCGCUGGACUGGGUGCGACGAAGAGUUUCCCAACCAACAGACCUUUGUGGAGCACAUCGAGAAGUGUCACGUGGAUGUGCGAAAGGGCGAGGACUUCUCCUGCUUCUGGCUAGAUUGCCCCCGUCGCUACAAGCCCUUCAAUGCACGCUACAAGCUGCUCAUUCACAUGCGGGUCCACAGUGGAGAAAAGCCCAACAAAUGUCCGUUUCCCGGCUGCAAUAAAGCAUUUUCGCGUUUGGAAAAUUUGAAAAUUCAUCAACGCUCGCACACGGGAGAACGGCCUUAUGGCUGCCAGUAUAAAGGUUGCCUCAAAGCGUUCAGCAAUAGCUCGGAUCGGGCGAAACAUCAAAGGACCCACUACGACACGAAACCGUAUGCCUGCCAGCUACCAGGAUGCACGAAGCGCUACACGGAUCCCUCCAGCCUCCGUAAACAUGUCAAGAACCAUGCUCUACGCAACGCCAACGGACAGCUGAUGCGCCGCAAAUCUGCCGGAGGCUCUGGAUCCGGCAACGGAAACAGCUCCAUCAAUGGCUCCGUCUCCGGCUCGGGCUCCACAUCAUCUGGCAGCGGAAGGAAGUCGGCCAAAACACGCCGCCACUCGGAAUCGGCGGUGGGCGGAGUGACAACGAUGGCAGGUGCAAAGCCAACGAGUGUGACAGGCGACCAGCAUCGGCAACAGCGCAGCAAUAGUUGCAGCGAAGCCUUGCUGCGGAUAGACCGCAAUGAUUGCAGCCGUAUUGCGACGGGUGGUGUUGCAGCUAAUAACAAUUCAAUGAACUUUAAUGAGUUGUCAAAUUGCAUUGUCAUCAUUGAGCACAAUCAGAACGGAGCUGCAACAUCGGCAACCACAGCAGCAGCAGCAGCAACAACGACAACAACACGGACUUAUGCCACAGCAACAACGGAAACGGAUGCUCUAAGCGUUUGCAGCAGUAACAGCAACAACAGCAUGGUUAACACCCACUACAAUGGCCCGGGAAAUAUUAAUCAAUUAAGCGAACUCGAACAAUUGCUGAAGCCGGCAGUUUCUGGGGAAACAGCUAAUGGAAUUAGCUUGGCCAGGAGCGGUAGCAACAUCACCAUUAGCAACAACCAUUUGAACGAAUUUGUGUCCUUCGAGUACGUGACAAAAUACCUCACCGAUGCGUACGAGCCGUCAAACAAGAGUUCUGCGGAUAAUUUUCAUUUGCAGCCAGAGUUCGACAAUAACUUUGAUAUGCUGGACUUUCAGCAAUUCAUAUGAGUUGGGAGUAGCUUUAAGAACUAGAUUUAGUUAGCCUACCAAAAAAAGUCAGCAAUUCAAUGUCCAAAGAUCUCAGUGCCUGAGCCCUUAUAAGAAUGCCCACCAUUAGUAAGAGAUAUUGUUUUGUAAAUACCAGAUAUAGUUAUAGUUUAAGCCCUGAACACGCCAAAAAUGAAACGUUCCUGUAUGCCAAAUUUGAUCCAGUGAUUAGCAGCGUCUUCCUCAGCCCUGUACCACCACAGAAGUGAAUCAUAAAUUUAACUAGCGUAUUCUACUAUAGUAUUUGGUUAAGCACUAUUUGUAAUUGCUUUGUUAAAGUUUGUCAACAAACGCAUUGACCAUAAUAAAUAAUUUAAUUUA
Molecule: messenger RNA, 2845 nt
Organism: Drosophila ananassae
Lineage: Eukaryota; Metazoa; Arthropoda; Insecta; Diptera; Drosophilidae
Exons: 3
Coding region: 14-2485 (823 amino acids)
Biological process (GO): regulation of transcription by RNA polymerase II
Cellular component (GO): nucleus
Molecular function (GO): DNA-binding transcription factor activity, RNA polymerase II-specific; RNA polymerase II cis-regulatory region sequence-specific DNA binding
Source: RefSeq, a predicted model, not a curated record